AUGGGAAAGAGAAAAAACACAUGCACUGAAUGUGGGAAAAACUUCAUUCACAGAUCAAGCCUUUCUGUUCAUCUGAGAAUCCACACAGGGGAGAGGCCCUACGAAUGCUGUGAGUGUGGGAAAUGCUUCACUAGCAGCUCCUACCUUUCUAAACAUCAGAGAAUCCACACAGGGGACAGGCCCUACGAAUGCAGAGAGUGUGGGAAAAGAUUCACUCGCAGAUCAGGCCUUUUUCAACAUCACAGAAUCCACACAGGGGAGAGGCCCUAUGAAUGCAGUGAGUGUGGGAAAAACUUCAUUCACAGAUCAGCUCUUUCUGUUCAUCAGAGAAUCCACACAGGGGAGAGACCCUAUAAAUGCAAUAUAUGUGGAAAAACCUUCACUUACAGAUCAAAUCUUGUUGUUCAUAAGAGACUCCACACAGGGGAGAGGCCCUAUGAAUGCCGUGAGUGUGGGAAAAGCUUCACUAGCAGCUCAAGCCUUUCUAAACAUCAGAGAAUCCACACAGGGGAGAGGCCCUAUGAAUGCUGUGAGUGUGGGAAAAGCUUUAUUACCAGCUCAGACCUUUCUAAACAUCAGAUAAUCCACACAGGGAAGAGGCCCUAUGAAUGCCGUGAGUGUGGGAAAACCUUCAAUCGCAGCUCAGCCCUUUCUCAACAUCAGAGAAUCCACACAGGGGAGAGGCCCUAUGAAUGCCGUGAGUGUGGAAAAAGCUUCUCUAUCAGCUCAGCCCUUUCUCAACAUCAGAGAAUCCACACAGGGGAGAGGCCCUUUGAAUGCACUGAGUGUGGGAAAACAUUCACUUACAGAUCAAAUCUUGUUCUUCAUAAGAGACUCCACACAGGGGAGAGGCCCUAUGAAUGCAGUGAGUGUGGGAAAAGCUUCACUCGCAGCUCAAACCUUAUUGGGCAUCAGAGAAUCCACACAGGAGAGAGGCCGUAUGUAUGCAGUGAGUGUGGGAAAACCUUCAAUCACAGAUCACACCUUCUUACCCAUCUCAGAAUCCACACAGGAGAGAGGCCCUAUGUAUGCAGUGAUUGUGGAAAAAACUUCAUUCACCGCCAGCAGCUUAAUUGCCAUCAGAGAAUCCACACAGGUAUGCGACCCAAUGGAAGCAGUGAGUGUGGGAAAACCUUGUCUUGCCACUGAGCCCAUGUGAGCCAUCAGAGAAUCUGCAAGGGGGAUCAACACCAUAAAAACCUCUAGGGCUAUCACUACUUUAAUACUUUCCUGAUUCCCACGUUUACAAGCUGUUUGAAGCACCGAUAUCCCUCAGCUUGUCCAGAUGAGUGAGUGGCCCAUUUUUGCAUUUUGUAGUUUGACCUCUUUGAGGUGGACUCAUUUGUCCUUUCUAUCAACUCCAUUCUCCCAUGAGUAAUUCUAG
Messenger RNA from Mauremys reevesii (Reeves's turtle), 1384 nucleotides. RefSeq names its product zinc finger protein 420-like. Bases 1 to 1149 code for a protein of 382 amino acids. The transcript has 4 exons. Gene Ontology annotation, molecular function: RNA polymerase II cis-regulatory region sequence-specific DNA binding; DNA-binding transcription factor activity. Gene Ontology annotation, biological process: regulation of transcription by RNA polymerase II. The record is from RefSeq and is a predicted model, not a curated record. Lineage: Eukaryota; Metazoa; Chordata; Testudines; Geoemydidae.